GCCGCGGCUCUGACAUCCACAUGCUGCUCUGCCUGAAAAGGCAGGGGGGAGCCGGAGGGGAGACAGAGAUCGCGAGCGAGGCACCAGCCUGCAGCCGGCCCCCGGUACAUCCUCAGCCGCGCAGACAGUCGGCGAGGUGGAGGUGAGGGCGGGCGCCAGCGAACUCGGAGAGGGGCUCGCUCACUCGCAGGCGAUCUCAGCCGCCGCCGCCCCAGCAGCAGCAACAGCCACAGCAGCUUUCUUCCUCAGACUCCCCUCCAGAGGCUGGCUGGCCAAGCGGGUGUAGCCGUUGGGGAAGGCUCCCGCUAGGGGAACCCGGCGAGGAGAAGAGCAAGGCGGCCGCCUCCCACUCGGGCUAUCCGGCGGCGGCUGCCUCCGCCCGCAUGUCCGUCCCGGGUACCGGGGGAUGUGUGUCAGUUUACGCCUCUGAGACCACACAGCUGCCUGGGGGCCGUGUGAUGCCCACGGCAAGUCUUGGCUUUAAUUAUUAUUAUUAUUAUUAUUAUUACGACUGGCUUUCGGGAAAUACUCGUGAUAUUGUAGGAUAAAGGAAAUGACACUUUGAGGAACUGGAGAGAACAUACAUGCGUUUUGUUUUUGAGAGGAAACCCGUGUCCUUUUCCCGGCUUGUGCCCUCUUUGCUGAUUUCAGGGGCUACUCUCCCUCCUCCUGGUGAGGUGGAAAUUCCAGCAAGAAUAAAGGUGAAGACAAGCCAGCAGGACUCGGGAGGGAAACACUGACCAUUAGAAACCUCUGCAUAAGACGUUGUAAGGAAGAAAAUAAGAGAGAGAGAAACACAAAGAUUUAAACAAGAAACCUACGAACCCAGCUCUGGAGAGAGCGACCUUCUCCAAAAUGGAUAUGUUUCCUCUCACCUGGGUUUUCUUAGCCCUCUACUUUUCAAGACACCAAGUGAGAGGCCAAUCAGACCCACCGUGCGGAGGCCGUUUGAAUUCCAAAGUUGCUGGCUACAUCACCUCUCCUGGUUACCCCCAGGACUACCCUUCCCAUCAGAACUGCGAGUGGAUUGUUUACGCCCCCGACCCCAACCAGAAGAUUGUCCUCAACUUCAACCCUCACUUUGAAAUCGAGAAGCAUGACUGCAAGUAUGACUUUAUCGAGAUUCGGGAUGGGGAUAGCGAAUCUGCAGACCUCCUGGGCAAGCACUGUGGGAACAUCGCCCCACCCACCAUCAUCUCCUCGGGCUCCAUGCUCUACAUCAAGUUCACCUCUGACUACGCCCGGCAGGGGGCAGGCUUCUCUCUGCGCUAUGAGAUCUUCAAGACAGGCUCUGAAGAUUGCUCAAAAAACUUCACAAGCCCCAACGGGACCAUCGAAUCCCCUGGGUUUCCUGACAAGUAUCCACACAACGUGGACUGCACCUUUACCAUCCUGGCCAAACCCAAGAUGGAGAUCAUCCUGCAGUUCCUGCUCUUUGACCUGGAGCAUGACCCUUUGCAGGUGGGAGAGGGGGACUGCAAGUACGACUGGCUGGACAUCUGGGAUGGCAUUCCACAUGUUGGCCCACUGAUUGGCAAGUACUGUGGGGCCAAAAUACCCUCUGAACUUCGUUCAUCGACGGGGAUCCUCUCCCUGACCUUUCACACGGACAUGGCGGUGGCCAGGGAUGGCUUCUCUGCGCGUUACUACCUGGUCCAUCAAGAGCCACUAGAGAACUUUCAGUGCAAUGUCCCUCUGGGCAUGGAGUCUGGCCGGAUUGCUAAUGAACAGAUCAGUGCCUCAUCUACCUAUUCUGAUGGGAGGUGGACCCCUCAACAAAGCCGGCUCCAUGGUAAUGACAAUGGCUGGACCCCCAACUUGGAUUCCAACAAGGAGUAUCUUCAGGUGGACCUGCGCUUUUUAACCAUGCUCACGGCCAUUGCAACGCAGGGAGCGAUUUCCAGGGAAACAAAGAAUGGCUACUAUGUCAAAUCUUACAAGCUGGAAGUCAGCACUAAUGGUGAGGACUGGAUGGUGUACCGGCAUGGCAAAAACCACAAGGUAUUUCAAGCUAACAACGAUGCAACUGAGGUGGUUCUGAACAAGCUCCACGCUCCGCUGCUGACAAGGUUUGUUAGGAUCCGCCCUCAGACCUGGCACUCAGGCAUCGCCCUCCGGCUGGAGCUCUUCGGCUGCCGGGUCACAGAUGCCCCCUGCUCCAACAUGCUGGGGAUGCUCUCAGGCCUCAUUGCAGACUCCCAGAUCUCUGCCUCUUCCAUCCACGACUAUCUCUGGAGCCCCAGUGCAGCCCGCCUGGUCAGCAGCCGCUCGGGCUGGUUCCCUCGAGUCCCUCAGGCCCAGCCGGGUGAGGAGUGGCUUCAGGUAGAUCUGGGAACACCCAAGACGGUAAAAGGUGUCAUCAUCCAGGGAGCCCGCGGAGGAGACAGCAUCACCGCAGGGGAAUCCAGGGCGUUUGUACGCAAGUUCAAAGUCUCCUACAGCCUAAACGGCAAUGACUGGGAAUACAUUCAGGACCCCAGGACCCAGCAGCCAAAGCUGUUCGAAGGGAACAUGCACUACGACACCCCUGACAUCCGAAGGUUCGACCCCAUCCCGGCGCAGUAUGUGCGGGUAUACCCGGAGCGGUGGUCGCCGGCGGGGAUUGGGAUGCGACUGGAGGUGCUGGGCUGUGACUGGACAGACUCCAAGCCCACGGUAGAGACGCUGGGAUCCACCGUGAAGAGCGAAGAGACAACCACCCCCUAUCCCAUCGAGGAGGAGGCCACGGAUUGUGGGGAGAACUGCAGCUUUGAGGAUGACAAAGAUUUGCAGCUCCCUUCGGGAUUCAACUGCAACUUUGAUUUCCCCGAGGAGCCCUGUGGUUGGAUGUAUGACCAUGCCAAGUGGCUUCGGACCACCUGGGCCAGCAGCUCCAGCCCGAACGACCGGACGUUUCCAGAUGACAGGAAUUUCUUGCGGCUGCAGAGUGACAGCCAGAGAGAGGGCCAGUAUGCGCGGCUCAUCAGCCCCCCAGUCCACCUGCCCCAGAGCCCGGUGUGCAUGGAGUUCCAGUACCAGGCCACGGGCGGCCGCGGGGUGGCGCUGCAGGUGGUGCGGGAAGCCAGCCAGGAGAGCAAGCUGCUGUGGGUCAUCCGCGAGGACCAGGGCGGCGAGUGGAAGCACGGGAGGAUCAUCCUGCCCAGCUACGACAUGGAGUACCAGAUUGUGUUCGAGGGAGUGAUAGGGAAAGGACGAUCGGGAGAGAUUGCCAUUGAUGACAUUCGGAUAAGCACUGAUGUCCCACUGGAGAGCUGCAUGGAACCCAUCUCAGCUUUUGCAGGGGGCACCCUCCUGCCAGGGACCGAGCCCACAGUGGACACGGUGCCCGUGCAGCCCAUCCCAGCCUACUGGUAUUACGUAAUGGCCGCCGGGGGCGCCGUGCUGGUGCUGGUCUCCGUCGCGCUUGCCCUGGUGCUCCACUACCACCGGUUCCGCUAUGCGGCCAAGAAGACCGAUCACUCCAUCACCUACAAAUCCUCCCACUACACCAACGGGGCCCCUCUCGCGGUGGAGCCCACCCUAACCAUUAAGCUAGAGCAAGACCGUGGUGGCUCGCACUGCUGAGGGCCGAAGCAAGAACAGCACCCAAAACAAACAAGAAAGACUGCAAACACGUUGCCUCGAUUUUGCACUUUUUUCUCCUCGCCUAGUCUCUGUGUGAACUUUCAGACAUCUCUCGCGCGUCCCCAACCCUGAGCACUCUUAUCCAUCCCAACCAUCCUCCUUGGGUUCAUUUUGGUUUCUGGUUUUUCCUUUUUGUUGAUUCCAAACCAACAAACCCAACUCUAAUGCUGCAUCUUGGAAUAUCAGAAGAGAUCCACUCCCAAGCACUCCACAACUCAAGGCUCAGCUGGUUUUGUUCCAGAGACUGGUUCACUUGUUUUUUCCCCUUGCCUUAUCCCAUACCUCCUCUCAGAGGGCAGCCUGCCAGGAGACUUGAGGGGAAGCCUGGAUCUGUGUGUAUGUACAUAGUAGACAUGUGCGCGUGUGAAUAGUUCUCUGUGGGUGUGGGGAUGUGUGUGGGGGGCUGGUUGAUUGUGUGUUGGGGGUGGUGAGUGUUCAGAGAGGGCCCCUUUAACUCUUGUGUUACUUCUCCUGCGGUACAUUUUACAAGAAAAUAAUAUGCUGUGUAAGUUUUGUUUACUUGGAGAAGAGAUUGAAGCUUUUUGUUGCCUUAUCUAGCCCUGGCUGGGUUUCUGUUGGCUGCCACUGUCAUCUCCAGGUACCUAAAGAAAUAGAGGCCACAUGGGAUGCCAUGUGGCCUGUCUCAUCCCUACUCCCCAACCCCAACCCACCUGACCCAAGAGGAAGGUUCCCCUAGCGCACUCAGACAAGGCUUCCUUGUCUUCUUGUGUCUUUGAAUUGUCAAGAUAGCAGCCACGGGCGCAUGCGGAACCACCUCUCCAGCCCUGAAGCAAGUCUGUCUCAUGUUGCCUUAUAAAAGAGAAGCUCAUAAUGAAUGUUUAGCUUUUAUCAGUUAAGUCCAAUCUUGGAAUAAGUCAUAUGGAAUAACAAGUCUGAGACUGAUGUAGGAAAAGCAGUAGUCUAAGUUGAGAGCAGGAGGAGGUAGACGAGAGAAGGGAGAAGGAAGAACUGAAAAGCUGUCUCCCCACCCAGGGUGGUUAUUGGUCCCAACUUGGGAUGGGGUUGAGUAAGAAACUUAGAAACCAUAUACUUUGGUGUUAUAUUGGUCAUUGUUAUAGAGUUGUAAACUAUGGGGGGGGAGGAUCAUUUGCUUUCCUUUCAUGGUGUUAAUGUGUGCCUGAAUCUAUAGCCACUAAAAUGUAAGGCUGUCUACCUGACUUAUUUAAAUAUGAUGAGAGAAUAGAAAGUGAUCAUUUGUUAAGUAAUCAUUGGUAAUCAAUGUGCUGCCCUUUAAAGCAUUCAUGGCAUCUGGCAAAUAGACCCUCGUAGGCUGGCCCAGCAUAUCCAGAUGUUGCUGCAUCAUCACAGAGAAGGUCUAAUGAAGACGUAACCGUUGCUGCUCACGUGUCCUCUCUAAGCAACAUGGGGAGCGGGAUGUAAGAGAGAAGUUGCUAAUGACACCAUGCAAAAGACGGAUUAAAUAAUAAAGUCAAUUUCAUUGAUAGAAAAUGCAAAUUUUAAGAUUCUCCGUGUACGAGGACCCAGCCUCAGGAGCAUUUAUUUUUUACCUUCCUGCUAAAAAUCCACUGGGGAGGUAUAAAAUUCACUCCAAAGAAGUUUGCCUGGGCCAGAAGCCUCCAGGUUCCUUCUGCAAACAAAAUACUAAUGAUUUUUUUUUUUUUUUUUUUUGGCUACUUGGGAGAGAGACUUUCAGCAUUCUUUCACGAUAUUCAGAUAGGUCCCUCCAGCGCACACACACAACUUUCGCAUCUGGUUCGUUUCAUCCUCCUGAAAGAACAGUGCUCUCCCACUCUUAUUCUAUUUCAAAGAGCUACUCUGUCAACCACAGCAGCCCUGCCAAGAAAAGACAAGAUGAAAGGCUAGAGCAUGUGCUACCUUGAGAUUUCAAGAAGUGUCCUACCUCAGCUGAAGACGGAGAAAGAAACAGGGAGGGCAAAGUGGAUCAGAAGCCCAGGGUACCAUGUAAUGACUCAUAUGCCAGUCACGAAGGGCUUUUAUCUCGGCUGUCCACAUCCAGUCAUGCGUUUGGGGCCAGGCAUUCCCGCAAAAUGAUUGACAUUCCCGUAGGUGCCCCACAGAGGUGUGGCGUCAAGAAAUUACACCUGGAAAAUCCAGCCAGUGUAGUGACCGGCUGAGUUACCAUAUACCCUGGGGAUUCCCCUGUCUGUAAAAGAAGAUGACUACAACUUUGUGAACUUGCUGUAUCUUUAUCUGAUGCCCCAAGUGGCAUCAUCUUUAUGUACAUGCCUUAGUUGAGAAUAUGAGACGGCUCUAAUCUUUGUGACUCCCUUCACACUUCGGCUGAGGAUGUCACAUUCUCUGUCUCUCCCCAGCCCGCAACAUCUGCCCUUGAUCUGUCUACUCCAGCAAUUUUCAUAGUGUUAUCCAGGUACUAUACCAAAAGGUCAGCUCUUCUGUAAAAUGCCAUGCUUCGCAGCUUUAAAAAGCAAAAUUCUGUAUUUCAUGGAGGGAGGGAAGGGUCACUCUCUUCUAGGAAAAAUAGACUGGAAAGGCAAAUGCAUGCAUGCAUGUGUUUGGAGUUGCUCUCAGAAGACAGAGAUGAUAGCAACUAUAAAAAAUGAAUGAAUGAAUGAAUGAGUUGAAGGCCUAGCUUGGGCUGAUAAAGUUUUUGCCUUAGCAGAGGUUUUAUGUCAACACCUUCAGGAGGAAAGCCCUUAUCCCUGGGUUGCAAUCCCCUUCCUCGGCAUUAUGCUAGCAAAUUGCCAUCACCUAGUUGCUGGCAAAGGCAGAAAAAGAAAACAAAAAAAUCAGCAUUGUCAUUGACAAACUGGAUGCUGAAGAUAAAGUAAAAUUGUCUUUUCCCUUGUCCCACAUUUUUGGGAUUAAAGCCAGAAUUGAAUAGGAAAUACAGUAAUAUUUCUGAGGUUGAUAGCCUAUCUUUAAGAAGACCCUGUCUUUAAAAUGAAACUAGCAGGCAAACACCUAAAUAAUCAAAAAUUACCAAAGAACAACAAUGAAACAAGAAAACCUAAAGGUUUUUACUUCCUAUUCCUAUUCCUCUCCUUAUUACUGUGACACCCAUUGCGUUGCUCAGUUGCCUGUGUGUCAAGAUAACUCGUGGACAUUGGAAAUUAUUUGAAAAUGUAUUGUGUGGAAUGUAAUAAAAUGAUGAUAUUUUUAUACAAA
Molecule: messenger RNA, 6753 nt
Organism: Cebus imitator (Panamanian white-faced capuchin)
Lineage: Eukaryota; Metazoa; Chordata; Mammalia; Primates; Cebidae
Gene: NRP2
Product: neuropilin 2
Exons: 16
Coding region: 856-3564 (902 amino acids)
Biological process (GO): vascular endothelial growth factor signaling pathway; axon guidance; angiogenesis
Cellular component (GO): membrane
Molecular function (GO): vascular endothelial growth factor receptor activity; semaphorin receptor activity
Source: RefSeq, a predicted model, not a curated record